Molecule: messenger RNA, 1158 nt
Organism: Seriola dumerili (greater amberjack)
Lineage: Eukaryota; Metazoa; Chordata; Actinopteri; Carangiformes; Carangidae
Gene: lum
Product: lumican
Exons: 3
Coding region: 89-1117 (342 amino acids)
Molecular function (GO): protein binding
Source: RefSeq, a predicted model, not a curated record
CCAGAGACUUCCAGUUUUUGAACACCACACUGUUCUUACCUACUGGCCCUCCACCCCACACACACGAAAAGAGAGAAGCACAGAAGCCAUGUCCCCUCUGCGUGUACCCUUAUUGGCCAUACUGGUCAGUAUGGCCCUGUGCCAGUAUUAUGACUAUGACUACCAGCCCGUUUCCAUGCUAGGACCAUCAGGGCCCAACUGUAAUCAAGAAUGCGAGUGCCCAAUCAACUUCCCCUCCGCCAUGUAUUGUGACAGCCGCAAGCUCAAGUUUUUUCCCAUAGUCCCAACAGGGAUCAAGUACCUGUACCUCCAGAACAACCAGAUUGAAGAGAUCAAGGCAGGAGUGUUUGAUAAUGUUACUGCUGAACUUCGCUGGCUUGUACUUGACAACAACCAGAUCACCAAUGCUAAGAUAGCAAAGGGAACAAUCGACAAACUCACUGCCCUGGAGAAGCUAUUCUUCAGCCAUAACAACCUCACAGAGCCAGUCAUCCCUCCCUCAAAGUCCCUUGAUGAGCUGAAGAUAAUGUACAAUAAGUUGUCCAAGUUCCCCUCUGGACUCUUGAAUGACAAAGAAAAUUUGACCUCCAUCAACCUUCAGCACAAUCAGCUAACCUCUGAUGCCAUCACAGGGGCAUUCAAAGGGCCGAAGAAGCUGCUGUCCCUGGAUGUGAGCCACAAUAAGCUGAAGAAGCUGCCAGCCGGUGUCCCCAGUUCACUGGAAAUCCUCUAUGCUGACUACAACGACAUUGACGGCGUCGGAGCCGGAUACCUGAACAAGCUGCCCGCGCUGCAGUACCUAAGGCUCUCCCACAACAAGCUGGUGGACAGCGGCAUCCCUGCUGGUGUGUUCAAUGUGACAUCACUGGUGGAGCUGGACCUGUCCUUCAACAAGCUGCAGUCCAUCCCUGAGAUCAACGUGCAGCUGGAGCAACUCUACCUCCAGGCCAAUGAGAUCACCAAGAUUGACCUGUCAAGUUUCUGCAAGUACAUUGAUCCCGUGAACUUUUCCCGUCUGAAGCAUCUGCGUCUGGACGCCAACAAUGUCUCGCAUAGCAACAUGCCCCCUGACGCCUCCAACUGCCUGCGCCAAGCUUCAGAUAUCAUGUUCGAAUAAGGACCUCCCUCAGAUCUAUGACAUCCUGAAGCCCCCCCCCC